CGAUGAGGGAGGUUGUGUUAUUUUUGAUGUCAGUAACCGGUGUCCUGUCCUCAGAGGCAGGAUACCUGUUCACAAUGCCACGCCAGCUCUGGCAGGGCACCAAGGAGAAGUUAUGUAUCACCAGGUUUGCUGAAGGGGAUCCUCUUGAAUACAACCUUGACCUAGUUCACACCCAAAACAAUAGCACCACAAGAUACAUAUUUGAAUCUGGUAGUAGCCAAUGCUGGAAUUUUGAUGUUCCUAAUACUGAAGGGAAGUACACAGCCUCUUUCUCAGGCAGUCAUGGAAAUGGGACAGAGUUCAGGCACAAAACUGAAGUCACUAUCCAGAAAACCAGUCAGAUAACCCUUAUACAGUGUGACAAACCUAUGUAUAAACCAGGACAAACAGUAAAAUUCAGAAUCAUGACGAUUGAUGGAAUGAUGAAACCAAAAACAGAAAUGAUAUCCUUGGUCAGCAUAGAGAAUCCAGCAGGUGUCAGAGUACGCCAAUGGAGGGAUGUUAACAUGUCUAGAGGUUUAGCAAGUCUUGAAAUGGCACUUUCCUCUGACCCCCCUAUGGGAAAAUGGACCAUCUCUGUCAAAGUGGAGGGAAAAAGCAACAAACAGGAAUUUGUUGUCAAGGAAUAUGUACUUCCCAAGUUUGAGGUGACAGUCACACCACCAAAAUACCUGUUACCAGACACUACUUUGAUAGAGGGAACAGUAUGUGCUAAGUACACCUAUGGAAAGCCAGUGCGAGGCAUUAUGGGGCUGGAGAUUUGCUAUGUUAAUGACUACUACUACUAUGGUGCUAGAAGUGAUAAUGAUGUUCGUCCAUGUCACAAAAGUCUGGUUGAGAUUGAUGGCUGUUACCAGUUUUCUGUGAACUCGUCUGACUUGGCAAUGUCAUCAAACCGAUACAGUCUCUGGGGCAGUCUGUCAGUCAAGGCCAACAUUACAGAGACAGGAACAGGUGUGACAUUAUUUGGUGAAUCAAGUGGACCAGAGAUGACACAGACUCCUUACACUAUUACGAUGACCGAUGAAACCAAGGGAUACUUCAAACCUUCCUUUCCUUACAGAGUAAAGUUGACAGCUAAAAAGCCCGAUGGUUCUCCAGCGGCUGGGGAAUUAAUUGAAAUCAGUACAAGGAAUUGGGACUGGGACUUUUUUCAGCAUAAGAAUUUUACUACAGAUAGAAAAGGAGAGGUGAUGUUUGCUGUAACUGAUAUUCCAGAAAAUGUAACCAGCCUCAAUAUUCAGGCAAACUCUCCCCAUUACCGUAGGAGCUAUAACUACUACAUGUCAAUGGAUUUCCAUCGCCUGUACGAGCCCCAAGGCUACCAAUCAGCCCGCCGAUGGUAUUCUCCAUCCAACAACUACAUGCACAUAGAGCGGGUCACUUCCACCCCCAGCUGUGGUCAGAUGCUAAAUGUAAAUGUGUUGUACACAACACAGGUCAACACAACCUACAAAUUUUACUACAUGGUGAUGUCCCAGCGCCACGUAGUUUACCACAGUCACAAGCACCAUCACUUUUUAAGACGCCAUGCUGUAGAGACAAAUCCUGUGGAAGACGCUAUGAAACUGGAAAAUUUCACUCCUCCUCCCAGACGCCCAUUUUACAGACGUCCUCGUGUAAUCAAAGUGCGAAUUCCUGCUGUGCUUGUGAAUGGAACAAAUGCAACAUCAAGCAGUGAACCUGAACCAACUGAAGCCCCAGAACCUGAACCAGAGACAGAGGAUCCAGAACCGGAACCAGAAACAGAACCAGAAACAGAGCCAGAAACAGAGGAGGAGGAGGAACAAGAACCAACAAGUUUUAUAGCAUCCUUCACCUUACACAUUCCGGUUGUGGCAGCCAUGGCUCCUGAGGCCAAGCUCCUGGUUUACUACAUACGUGAAGAUGCGGAGACAGUAGCAGACAGUAUCACGUUUGAGGUUGAGAAGUGCUUCAACAAUAAGGUGGUUAUGAGUUUUGAACCAAAGACUGCCUAUCCAGGUAGCGAGGCAAACAUCCGCAUCAAAGCUGCGCCAGGCUCCUUCUGUUCCGUUGGUGCGGUGGAUAAAAGUAUCAACCUCCUCGGGGGAAACCAUCAACUGACUCCAAAAAUGAUAUACAGUAUGAUAGAACAACCAAACUUUUACUACGGACACUGGAAUGAUGACCAGGAAUAUUGUAAACAACACUUUCCACAACCUGAACUAGAAACCCUUGAUGAUGUGCCCACAUUUUACUAUGGAGGAUAUUAUGCCUAUGACACCAACACAGUGGAUGCUAUCCAAGCCUUCAGAGAACUUGAUAUGGUGGUAUUCACAGAUUUGACUUUGGAAACUCGUCCUUGCUCCCGUAGAAGAAGAAUCCCAGUUGCCAUUCAUAGGCAAUUUUCUGUAAGGUCGGAAGGCAUGCCAGGCGGAAUUGUUGAUGAAGAUGUUGUAUAUGAUACUGAAGGUGUAUUGACAGCCAUUCCAGAUAAAAAGAAACCCACAAAGACUCGGAGCUUUUUUCCUGAGACAUUUCUUUGGGAUUUGGAGCUUAUAGGUGAUGAAGGUGAAGUGGUUUUAACUAAACAGCUACCACACACAAUUACCGAGUGGGUUGGCAAUACCAUUUGUGCCAACACAGAGGUUGGAAUUGGUACUUCGCCCUUGGCAACCAUCACUGCCUUCCAGCCAUUCUUUUUGUCCUUCACUCUGCCCUAUUCUGCAGUAAGGGGUGAAACUGUGCCAGUUACUAUCACCAUCUUCAACUACCUCUCCGAAUGUCUUGUUAUGUUAUUGAGACUAGAGCCAUCUGAUGGUUUUGAGCUGGUGUCGGAUGAUCGUGUUGUACAGAGUUGUGUUUGUGGUGGAGAAUCAGAAAGCAUCAAAUACUACAUCAAACCUACACAACUCGGAGAGAUCGGCAUCCUAGCAGCAGCAGAAUCUAUUCAAGAUGAUGGAACAUGCGGUAACAAUGCUGUCCAUGAUGAGACCACAGGUGUAUCAGAUGCUGUCAAAAGGAUGCUACUGAUAGAAGCUGAGGGUGUUGAGAAGGAAUAUACAUUCAGUUCUUACAUGUGUUCUGAGGGUGUUUCUCAAAUAGCUACAAUAGACCUCAUCCUUCCCCCAGAAGGGUUAGUGGAAGACUCUGCAAGGGGCAAAGUUAGCGUCAUAGGUGACAUCAUGGGUCCAGCAUUAUCAAACCUACAAGGGUUGCUGAGAAUGCCGUAUGGUUGUGGAGAGCAGAACAUGGCUUCAUGGUCACCUAAUAUUGUGGUUCUUCAGUACCUCACCAACACAAACCAGCUCACUAGCAAGAUUGAGACAGAAGCUCUGAACUACAUGAGGAUUGGGUAUCAGAGACAACUGAAGUAUCGCCAUAACGAUGGUUCUUAUAGUGCCUUUGGAAACUCCAACGCUGAUGGUAGUAUGUGGUUGACUGCUUUUGUAGUCAAGUGCUUUGGGCAGUCUUUGCCUUUCAUUGACAUUGACAAUAAGGACCUCAUCAAAAGUCUCAACUGGUUCAGAAAGAGGCAGCUGGAGAACGGCUGUUUCCCUAAAAUAGGCUAUACGCAUAGCUACUACCUGAAGGGUGGAAUAAGCGAAAACAGCAACGAGGCUGCUAUGACUGCCUUUGUUCUUAUUGCAAUGUUGGAAGCAGGUGUCAAUAAGAUGGAUAAUGCUGUUGUUAAUGCUGUAAGGUGCUUAGACGUUCAAGACAACAAUGACACAUACACAUUGUCAUUAAUGGCCUAUGCCUACACACUAUAUGAUGUUAACUGGCCAAAGAGGUUAAUGGUGAUGGCUGAACUUGAGGAAAGGGCCAUGUAUAAAGAGGAUGGUAUACAGAAGUAUUGGACUCGUAAUGAUGAAGAGGAGCCAACUCCAGAGCCCUAUUCUUGGCAAUGGUACCAAGCACCAUCAGCAGAGAUUGAGAUCACCUCCUACAUUCUACUGUCUGUCAUCAUAGGGGAACAGGAAAACGCUGUCGUUAAUGCACAGCCCAUUGUCAUGUGGCUGACAAAACAGAGAAAUGAACUUGGAGGCUUCUCUUCUACCCAGGAUACUGUAAUAGGUCUGCAGGCCCUGUCUGUGUAUGCAACGCUAGUGUACCGGGGAGGGAUGAGAUUAGGUGUGACUUUUAGAGGGAUUGAAAAUGAGGAGAGAUCAUUCAGUAUCACAGAAGACAACAAUCUUGUCCACCAAUCAUCACAGUUAGAGGUUGUUCCUGAUGGGAUGGAGGUAGAGGUCACUGGUGUUGGCUGUGCUCUUGUGCAGGCUAAUAUGAAGUACAAUAUACAUGAAGCCCCAGCCGGCCCUGCCUUCAAUGUACGGAUCAAUGCAUUCCGCUCCAAGACCAUGAGGAAUGACUGCAAAAGGCGAACCCUCAACAUAUGUGCCUCGUUUAGUGGACCUGGAGGAGUGAGUAACAUGGCUUUAGUCGACAUUAAGAUGGUCACUGGUUGGGUUCCAGUCACUUCCACUCUACAAGAGCUUGUGUAUGAUCAGGCCUUGGACAUUCAGAAAUAUGAAGAAGAUGGCAACAUGGUGCACAUCUACUUUGACAAGUUUGACUCUGCAGGCCAGUGUUUCUACUUUGAUGUAGAACAGGAUAUAGAAGUGUCAGAUCCUAAGAAGGCAUUCAUCAAAGUGUUUGAUUACUAUGAGACAGACUUACAGGCAGUAAUACAGUACAGCUUGAAAACGACUUGUGGAACUAAACAGGAAUUACCUGAAAUCUCAGUGGAUCAGUACCUACGUGGUGUGUUCUUUUCAUCUGUUGAUGAGAUAGUACAAGUUCGAGUUCCUAUUGGUCUUCCUGAUGAUGAAAGAGCAGGUCCAGCACAGCCAGUCAUAACAUGCCCUUUGUGCACAAAUGCAACCAUUGACAAAAAGAGUGCGGAAUUCAAGAAUUUGGUUUGUGGAUCUGAUAAAGUAUACAAAGCAGUGGCAGGACGUACCGGAAAAUACUCUAUGAAAAUUUAUGGGGACAUGCGAACAAAGAGGAAGACAAAAAUCAAUGGUUUUGCUGAAUAUGACCUUGGAGACUGUGUGUGUGACUCUUUGCCAACAACAGAGAGUAAAGUGCUGAUUUUUGCAUAUGAAGGAGCAUACGAAAAGGACAUCAAAACACUGCAUCUGGAUGACCAAGUGACAGUUAUGCCUUGGACAAGAGACUUGGAGAAAGCACUACGACGAUUGGUGACCCGGCGACGAAGGGGCUGUAAUUAAACCAGGAACACAUAUGUAUUCAAAAAAUCUGUUCUGGAAUUAAGUCAAAUUUGGACCUGUAAAUAUUAUGAUGAAGACAUUUUCAUUCAAGCUGCCAAACAAGAUGUUUUCUGUAUUAAAACAGGGUUACCUUUGGUAACAAGACUCCUCAACUUACAUUUUUAUUUUUUUUUUAUUUUAGUCAAACUUUGAUGAUAAGAAUAACAGAAACUGCACUGUGACUGUGAAUGUCCAAGUCUUGUGAAGUAUGGGGAUUGUAAUGAGGUUUUAGCGACUGUGUUAUUUGUACAGUACAUAUGGGCCUUGGCAAAGACAGUGAAUUCUGUUCAGAUCAGCAUUACCAAUACUGUAUGAUCAUUAAUCUGUUUUUAAGAAAGUCUACAUUUACAACAUUAUAUAUAUUUUGUUGUAGUUAAUCUCAGUGUUUAAUUGCAGUAGUACAGGGACUGUAAAUGGCAUGUCUUUUAUGAAGAAAAUUAUAUUUUAGUCACUUUCUGUAUUUUGAGCAAACAUUUAUUGUGUGAACUAGUUGAUCAUUUAUUUGAAUUAGAAACAGAUUUGUUUGUAUUCUGAAUCUUUCCUUGGAGAAUUGUAAGUCAUUUGAUAAUAUCAUGAGUGUAUUUUUGAGUAUACUGUCUUUGCUUUUACAUUUCUUGUCAGUUUUUGGGGCCAUUUUUCUACUUAUUUUUCACUUAUUUUUUUAUUAGAAUGUUUUAAUCUGAACUGUCUCAAAUGAUUUUAACUCUUAACAGUAAAGAGUAUUUGAUUUUUUUUCCUGUUAAAUGUUUCAGAAAUCAAGUAUCAUGUCUUUUAUAUUUUUAUAUUAUCCUACCUCACAUCUUCAUAACAUUUUGCUUGACUACAUAAAUUUUUUCUAUCAACCGUGAGACAUACUUAUGUAUGUUAAGUGGGAUAUAAUAAACUUGUUUUAAUAAGGAUAACUUUUUUUUAUACCAGCACACAGUUUAUAUAUCUGUAUACAUCUUGCAUAAGUACCUCUGUUCUUUCUAUGCGUUAAUAAAGAAAUGUGAUAUUUGA
Ylistrum balloti is the source of this 6233-nucleotide messenger RNA. RefSeq names its product alpha-2-macroglobulin-like. The coding region runs from base 3 to 5195 and encodes 1730 amino acids. The transcript has 39 exons. Lineage: Eukaryota; Metazoa; Mollusca; Bivalvia; Pectinida; Pectinidae. The record is from RefSeq and is a predicted model, not a curated record. Gene Ontology annotation, molecular function: endopeptidase inhibitor activity. Gene Ontology annotation, cellular component: extracellular region.